AUCUAGAGAAAAGUUGCAGGAAUAAUCUGGAACCCUCUUGAGUCUUGACAAUGUCGAAUUUCUCUGUCUUCUCUCUGCUUCGUGCUCCUUCUAGUUCAUCAUCAUUUCUGUAUAUAACCAAUCUUCAGAUUUUUCCUGGCACAGCAAAAUUAAAGAAAAAAAAAACAAAAGAAGUUCAAAACAAAGCCUUAAUAGUUCUCCAAUUAAUCUGGGUUUGUGGACCGAUUUUCACACUGUUAAUUGGAUCACUAGGAGUUGCGGAUUGUCAGGCGGUUUUCGAUCAUCUAUUUCAAUUAUUCUGUUGUGAAUAAUCAAACUGUCAUAAGUUUGUGCUUAUUAACUCGAAGACAAAGUUUUGCCUUCCAAAAGUGUGGUGAAGAUGUUUCCAGUCCACAAAGGCAUGAAUUCACAUCCUUAUCAGAGAAAUCAGGUGCCUUGCGCUCUAUAUUACCAUCAUCCUAGCUGCUGGGAAGCUAUUCCAUCUCAAAAGAAGGAAGACCCACCAAGCUCCUCUUGUUAUGAAUCUUGGCCUCACAACUAUGGUUAUACAGCUCCAAUGCAGUGCAACAACUACUGCACUCAUGGCCAAUAUCCUGCAUAUUACAAUUUCAGGCCAUAUUGCUCUCAUUUCCCGUCACCACCACCAGCUUACUUUUGUGGUGGCUAUCCUCCUAACCCUCAGUCUCACCCAAUAUACCAUCCCCCGCCUCCACAUUAUUCCAUGGAGCAACCUAGAUAUGAAUAUGACAAGGCUGUACCAGGAGAUCAAUUUCAUUGUUGUGGAUGCGUAGAUCAUCCAAGCCAUGUGAAAGGAGGUAAUAGUUUCAAGAUUGAAGAGCAAGAGCCAGAUGAUGAGACGACGAGAAAGUCGUUGAUUCCUGGUAGAGAGAACCAUUUUCCAUAUCCAAUUUUGUGGAUUCCACCUGACUACGCAACGAACAAAGAGCAGCCGAGAAGGUUGGUUGAAAAUGAGGCGAACGAACAGAAAGUCUUGCCAUAUGUUAAGACACCUGAGGUGCAAGGGAAUUCUUUCAAGACAGAGGUACAUGAUGCUGAAAGUGGCUCACUUGGUUCGAAGCCUCACCAGGGCGCACAAUCAUUAGAUCAGGGUCCACAUCUUAGGAAUGGAUUAUUUCCAUUGGACAUGAGCAGCAUUAAACAACUGAUGCAAGGUGGAGACGCAAUCCAAAAUAGUAACCAAGAGAACAAGAGCGGUCAUGAAAAGAAGGCUCAAGAUUUAGAGAAUAAAGACCAGAAUAAGCAAUUCUCUUGGCCUAGGAUUUGGAUUCCUUAUCACGGAGGAAUGGGAAAUCAAAGAAAGAGCCUGGAAGAUGAAUCUUCGGGUGACACCUCUGAAGACCCCGUUUACAAUGUAAAGGUUGCUCCAAGGAAAUCUGAGAAUUCUGAUAAUGGAGCAGAAAAAGGGAAGUCUACAGCAGGAGAUGUUGCCAGUAAACUUGAUAAUAAGAGUAAGGUGAAAAUAAUUCCUGUGAAGCAGUUGGAGGACUUUGUUCCCAAGGAUUUAAUGGAAGAGGAUGAGCAUAAGGUUGAUCGGGCACCUCUUAGCAAAGAAAGUCAAGACUCUGUGAAGACUGUCACUGGCAGGCAGUCAUCAUCUCCCACAAAAAAGUCUAAGCUUUCUCCAAUUUGCUUGAGGGUUGAUCCGCCAAAGAAGAAAAACGGUAAUGGAAGCUCGAGGUCUCCUAGUCCUCCUAAUGAAAAUCGGCAGGAUUCUGAUAGGGCCACUUAUAGCGGAAAAAGUAAACAGCCAAAUAAAGAGAUAAAAGUCAACGACACAGAAGAGAAGACAUUGGGCCAGGAUAAGAUUGAAGUAUCCCAAGGUGCAGCAGAGGCAAUAAAAGGAUCAGAGAAUUUGGAAGAUAAGGAAGCUGGUUGUAAGGAAAAGAUAGCACAACAAAAUGAUAUUGACAGAGCAGGAAGUUGUAAUGGAGAAGACGGAGUGCUAGGAGAAAAAGCAUUUGGUGAAUCUCAGCAAGAAAGCAAACAGGAGAGGAGAACCAUGUCAGAGAUGGAAGCAGCUAUUAUUCUUCAGUCUGCAUGUCGAGGAUAUAGCGUUAGAAGAUGGGAACCGUUGAAGAAGCUCAAACAAAUAGAAGAAGUUCGUGAAGAGGUUAGUAAUGUGAAAAAGCAUAUUGAAGAGCUCGAGUCUCGUGCUGCCCUUGAUGACAAGGAGAAAACAGCUACUGGAGAGACCAUAAUGAAAUUGUUGCUGAAGCUGGAUACUAUACAGGGAUUGCACCAAAUUAUCCGAGAUGCCAGAAGAUCUGUGGCGAAAGAGUUGAUUAUGUUACAAGAAAAACUUGACUCAAUAGAGAGCCAAAAGUCUGUUUUGGUGGUCCAGGAUACCUCUGCUGCUCAAGCUACUACUAAAUCCUCCGAAAACCCUGGCUUGGUUGAGAAAUCUGAAGGUCUGGUUGAAUAUUCCAGUGAACCAUCUGAAUGCUCAAGCCUAAAUAAAGAUGAAAAUGCAAAAGCAUUUGAAUGGGAGGAUAUAAGCGCGAGUGACUCACCUCCAAGGCAAUCUUCUCAUGGUCAGGAUCUCAUGCGUGGUUCUGAAAGUAAAGAGACUUCAGAAACAUUACCGAUCAAUGUGGAAUCUAAUAAAGAAUCUCAAGAUGAGAUUGUGGCGUCACCAGCCAAAAGUGAUGAAGAUGUUGGAGGUGUUGGUUUGGGUUCAGAAAAUAUAGAGGUGCAUAAUGCAGAGAGACAGCCACCCGAAGGAGUUUAUGCAUGCUCUGCUGAAUACACAGUCGUACAAAAUGAUUUGGUGUCUGGGAGUGAAGAUCAAGAGGUAUGUGUGCUUUCCGAUCUGUCUAGAGAGGGCGAAUCUGGGAACAAAGAUCAGGAAGAAAAUAUGCUUUCAGGAUUACCUCAGAAAGUUGUUGAUAGGUCCCUAGGUGGUGUCUCCCACAUCGAAGACUUGACGAAGCAUUAUGGCUCAAUGCUAGAAAAUAUGAAUCAAGAAGAAAGUCUAGUUAUGGAACAGCCUCAACUGGUUGGUGAGGAGUUAUUAGUUGAUAAAAGCACGGGUAAAGAAAUUCCAGUAUCAGAGCUUGAUUCUGGAGCUUCUAAGCUCACUCCUCUCGAUAAAGAUCAACCUCACGAAGAUAGAGGGUUCACUCUUCCCAGUGAACAACCCCAUGAAAAUGCAGGGUUUGCUCCACCGUGUGAAGAACAGCUUCUCAAGGAUGCAAUGUUCACUCCUUCCUAUGAAGAACAACGUCAUGAAGAUGCAGGUUCUACAGUCAAAGUGGAGAGGAAUGAAGAAGAAUUAGAUUUUGUGACCAACUCGCCUAUAGAGGUCACCAGUGAUGACAGCAAUGAGCUAAUUGAGGCUGAGGCUUCACGGAACUUCAAUAAAGAUGAUGUGGAUCAGCCUAGUGGGAGUUCAGAAGUUGGAAACGAAGACAUUGUGGUUAUAGAGCCUGAAAACCAUGAGCCACUUGAGAUAUCUUAUAACGAGACACUUAGUGGCCAGGAAGCUGUAUCUGUUAUAAGCCCCAGAAACAUUGAGGAGCCAGUUGCUGAAGAAGAAACCACCAAGGUGCUUGAAUCAAUUGGUGAAAGGGAGGUCUCUGCUGUUCAGGUCGAGGAAGCAGUUGAAGUCCCACCUUCAAAGGAAAAUAAAGAUAAGAAUAUCAAGGAGAGCCGAGAAUCAAGCAACGUAGCAUGUUCCUCGAGGAGUACUAUAUCACUCGCGGAUCCUCAUGUUCAGGAAAAUGAAGACGAGAUCAUUAAGGAGAUCCCAGAAAUAAGCAAUGCGAAACUUCUUGUAGAUAGAGCAUCAGGACAAUCGUUGGAGUGUCAAAAAUCAGCUGUAGCGGGUGAAAAAAUCAUAGAAGAGUAUCAGAAGCUGAGGGAGAUGUUGGAAAAGCUACUUGCAUCUGGGAAGGAGCAGCAAGAAGCCAUAUCUAACCUGAAUGGUAAGGUUAAAGGGUUGGAAAGGAAGCUGGCUAAGAGAAAGAAGGUAAAAUCAAAAUCAGUAAAGCAUGCAAGAGUUAAGAGUCUUCCGUCCUUCAUGGGGAAAAUUGAUUGAUGUAUAUGAGGAAGACCGUAUCGAAGCACAUUGCGUCCUAUAUGGCUAUAUAUACUCGUGUUUAAGCUGUUGAGUGUGAGUCUGAGUCUGAGAGUGCUGCAAAUGUUGUUGUAUAUGGAGUGAAUGUAUAUGACUAUAUGAGUGAACUACAAGGCCUGUAGUAAACUGAAAAUGGUUUUGUCAUUAAUUACUAUUACUAAUGAAAGAAGCGAAAUCGAGUUUUGCUGAGAUUUUAUGUCGUUGUUCAAGCUGAAGAAUUUUGCUUCUUAGAGUCGUUGCAAGUUAACUUUUUCAUACCAAAGGUACGACUGUCCUAACUCCUAACUCCCAUGCACACCAAAAGUAACUUACUAUAACCUUCUAGGCAUUCUAGUGAUGUAGCCGGGUAAGUUACCGUUUAUUACAUAGAACUGGAUUUAUGUUAUUAUUUCUUGUGUUA
Molecule: messenger RNA, 4496 nt
Organism: Beta vulgaris subsp. vulgaris (sugar beet)
Lineage: Eukaryota; Viridiplantae; Streptophyta; Magnoliopsida; Caryophyllales; Amaranthaceae
Product: BAG family molecular chaperone regulator 6
Exons: 3
Coding region: 380-4057 (1225 amino acids)
Biological process (GO): protein folding
Cellular component (GO): plasmodesma
Molecular function (GO): protein-folding chaperone binding
Source: RefSeq, a predicted model, not a curated record